AUGGAUUUUACUCAAUCGCCACCGAGUAAUAGCCUGUCGUUGGGGAUUUUAUCGCAUUCAUCGGUGGUUACUGUACCGAGUGGUAGUAAGAAUGAUCGAAGCUCGAAAGUCCUGGAUGACUCUAUCUCCUUUCAAAUCGAGUCGAGGAUUCAGGAAAUGGCGCAUCCGGUGCCUUCUAUUCCACUCCAAUUGAUGGACCAGCAAACGGGGAAUCAUCAUAACUGCAAAGAAGAGAAUUCGAACGAAGAGAAAAAAGAAAAUGAGGAAGUUGGAGAGGAGAAAGAUGUGGAGGAGUUUCGGUUUUGGGGGCAUUCGAUGUGUUUGAAGAGGAAGCUGGACUGUGAUUUGGCGUCAUCAACAUCGUCCUUGCCUGCGAAGAGUCUCAGGGCUUCCUCAAAUGAGCUUGAAUUGCGUAGGAACGCUGUGAGGGCAUGGGGGAAUCAGAGCUUGCGAUUUGCUGAUUCAGAUGUGUUCGAAAUAAUGGAGAAGGAGAAGAUGAGGCAAUAUAAAGGAAUUGAAUUAAUUGCCUCAGAAAACUUUGUUUGUAAAGCAGUAAUGGAGGCUUUGGGGAGCCAUUUAACUAAUAAAUAUUCUGAAGGGAUGCCCCGGUCGCGAUACUAUGGUGGAAAUCAAUAUAUAGACGAGAUUGAGAUACUCUGUUGUGAGCGUGCAUUGGCUGCUUUUGGGCUUGAUUCUGAGAGUUGGGGUGUGAAUGUGCAGCCAUAUUCGUGUACAUCUGCAAAUUUUGCGGUUUACACUGGGUUGUUAUUGCCCGGUGAUAGGAUAAUGGGGUUGGAUACGCCUUCUGGUGGAAACACAAGUCACGGUUGUUAUUUGCCAAAUGGGAGAAAGGUGUCAGGGGCAUCAAUUUUCUUUGAGAGUUUGUCUUAUAAGGUGAAUCCUCAGACAGGAUAUAUUGAUUAUGAUAAGCUGGAGGAGAAGGCGGUUGAUUUUCGUCCCAAGAUAUUAAUAUGUGGUGGGAGUUCAUAUCCUCGGGAGUGGGAUUAUGCUAGGUUUAGACAGAUUGCUGAUAAAUGCGGAGCUGUUUUGUUGUGUGACAUGGCUCAGAUUAGUGGUCUUAUUGCUGCUAAGGAGUGCGUAAGUCCGUUUGAAUUCUGUGAUAUUGUUACCUCAACAACCCACAAAAGUCUUCGAGGUCCGAGGGGAGGUAUUAUUUUUUACAGGAAGGGCCCGAAGCCAAGGAAAAGAGGCAUGCUUUUGAAUCAAGGUGAAGGCAGUGAUAGAUAUGAUUUUGAGGAAAAGAUAAACUUUGCAGUUUUCCCUGCACUUCAAGGUGGGCCGCACAACAACCACAUUGCAGCUCUAGCUAUAGCAUUGAAACAAGUGGCCACUCCUGAGUACAAGGCAUAUAUGCAGCAGGUGAAGAAAAAUGCUCAGGCUUUAGCAUCUGCUAUAUUAAGAAGAAAUUGUAGACUAGUCACUGGAGGCACUGACAAUCAUUUGUUGCUUUGGGAUCUUAGAAACCUCGGAUUGACAGGUAAAAAUUUUGAGAAGGUCUGUGAGAUGUGUCAUAUUACUCUCAAUAAGGUCACUAUAUUUGAUGAUAAUGGCAAUUUAACACCUGGCGGAGUAAGAAUUGGUACGCCUGCAAUGACGUCUAGAGGUUGUCUGGAGGCUGAUUUCGAGACAAUGGCUGACUUUCUCCUCAGAGCAGUACAGAUUGCGAGUUCAGUGCAGAGAGAACAUGGAAAAGUGCCGAAACCUUUUCUUAAGGGACUUGAGAGCAGCAAAGAAAUUGUCGAGCUGAGAACUAGAGUUGAAAGUUUCGCGUCCCAGUUUGCAUUGCCAGGAUUUGAUAUCUAA
Messenger RNA from Fraxinus pennsylvanica, 1824 nucleotides. NCBI's taxonomy places the organism in Eukaryota, Viridiplantae, Streptophyta, Magnoliopsida, Lamiales, Oleaceae. The record is from the annotation of a GenBank genome assembly.